GGCUGGAAGUCGCUGAGUGGCGUCAAACGACGACAAAAAAGUUUGGUGAGCAACAAAAUCGUUUAAAAUCACUCGGAAUUUGUGAAAUCUUCAUCCAUUUCGGCUCCAAUUUGAAGAACAAGAGGAAGCAGACGAACAGAAGAGGCCUAGCUUAAGAGAUGGAAUCUGGAGGCUGGCACGUUGAGAAAAGAGCUUCUCUUAGAAAUGACUCUUUUUCUAGAGAGGAUAAUGUGCCGGAAACUGGCUGUCUCUCCAUCAUUGUGCUUGGAGCUUCUGGAGAUCUUGCUAAAAAGAAGACAUUUCCAGCUCUCUUCCACCUUUUUAUCCAGGGAUUCCUACUAUCAAAUGAAGUUCACAUUUUUGGUUAUGCGAGGUCAAAAAUUUCUGAUGAUGAUCUAAGAGAUCGCAUACGCGGGUAUCUUGUCAAAGGCAAAACUGCCGACUCGAAGCAAUUAGAAGAAGUACCCAAGUUUCUGCAGUUGAUCAAAUAUGUUAGUGGUUCGUAUGAUUCUGCGGAAGGUUUUCAGAAGUUGGAUAAGGAAAUCUCAGAGCACGAGGUUUCAAAAAAUAGUAUAGAGGGAUCAUCUCGUAGGCUGUUCUAUCUUGCACUUCCUCCAUCGGUAUAUCCAUCGGUAUGCAAGAUGAUCAAGCAUUAUUGUAUGAAUAAAUCUGAUCUUGGUGGAUGGACCCGGAUUGUUGUGGAGAAACCUUUUGGCAAGGACUUGGCAUCUGCGGAGACGCUAAGUUCCCAAAUCGGUGAAUUGUUCGAUGAACCGCAAAUUUACCGUAUCGAUCACUAUCUCGGGAAGGAAUUGGUUCAAAAUCUGUUGGUACUUCGUUUUGCAAACCGCUUUUUUGUGCCCCUUUGGAACCGUGACAACAUUGAUAAUGUACAGAUCGUGUUCAGGGAGGAUUUUGGGACCGAGGGGCGUGGUGGAUAUUUUGAUCAAUACGGGAUUAUUCGCGAUAUCAUUCAAAAUCAUCUAUUACAGGUUCUUUGUUUGGUUGCUAUGGAAAGACCUAUUUCCCUCAAACCCGAGCAUGUCCGAGAUGAGAAAGUAAAGGUGCUUCGGUCUGUGAUGCCAAUUAACGACGAGGAGGUAGUUCUUGGCCAAUAUGAAGGUUACACGGACGAUCCUACAGUUCCUGAUCACUCAAAUACACCAACCUUUGCAACUAUGGUGCUGAGGAUACAUAAUGAAAGAUGGGAGGGUGUCCCGUUUAUAAUGAAGGCAGGGAAAGCAUUGAACUCGAGAAAAGCCGAGAUUCGAGUUCAGUUCAAGGAUGUUCCUGGUGACAUUUUCAAAUGCAAAAAACAAGGGAGGAACGAGUUCGUGAUUCGCUUGCAACCUUCGGAGGCCAUGUACAUGAAGCUUAUGGUCAAGACACCUGGACUGGAAAUGUCAACUGUGCAGAGUGAAUUAGACUUGUCCUAUCGCCAACGUUAUCAAGACGUUAUAAUCCCAGAGGCAUACGAGCGUCUCAUCCUCGACACAAUAAAGGGCGACCAGCAGCAUUUCGUUCGUCGAGACGAGCUAAAGGCUGCCUGGGAGAUCUUCACGCCAUUGCUGCACAGAAUCGACAAGGGAGAGCUGAAGUCACUUCCAUACAAAAAGGGGAGCCGAGGUCCGGUGAAGGCCGACGAGCUACUCGAAAAAGCUGGUUAUCUUCAAUCCGAUGGCUACAUUUGGAUCCCUCCAACAUUGUAGACAAUGUUUAUGUGCUUGUAAAAUCCUGAUAUGCAGCAGUGCAGAGUGGAAUCAAAAUAAGAAAUUUAGUGUGGCCAAUGCUAAUAAUGCUAAUCCUAA
Cucurbita moschata (crookneck pumpkin) is the source of this 1808-nucleotide messenger RNA. RefSeq names its product glucose-6-phosphate 1-dehydrogenase, cytoplasmic isoform-like. Bases 159 to 1709 code for a protein of 516 amino acids. NCBI's taxonomy places the organism in Eukaryota, Viridiplantae, Streptophyta, Magnoliopsida, Cucurbitales, Cucurbitaceae. Gene Ontology annotation, molecular function: glucose-6-phosphate dehydrogenase activity; NADP binding. Gene Ontology annotation, biological process: pentose-phosphate shunt, oxidative branch; glucose metabolic process. Gene Ontology annotation, cellular component: cytosol. The record is from RefSeq and is a predicted model, not a curated record. The transcript is spliced from 16 exons.